Messenger RNA from Dromiciops gliroides (monito del monte), 921 nucleotides. RefSeq names its product glycoprotein A33 (gene GPA33). Lineage: Eukaryota; Metazoa; Chordata; Mammalia; Microbiotheria; Microbiotheriidae. The record is from RefSeq and is a predicted model, not a curated record. The transcript has 7 exons. Gene Ontology annotation, cellular component: plasma membrane. Bases 1 to 921 code for a protein of 306 amino acids.
AUGUGGGUGUCGGUGUGUGUCUGUGGAACAGCUUGUGCCAUCUCUGUGGAAACACCCACAAAAGUCCUACGAGCAGCCCGAGGGAACAGUGCCACACUCCCAUGUUUGUAUCAGCCAACAGUUACCACAAGAUCUGGAUUCAUCCAAUGGGAUAAACCUCUAAUGGACCCUCCAGAUCAAGUAGUCGUAUGGUCCUUCUCCUCAAAGCAGUACACCUUUGGGAAGCAUUAUGUAGAUCGAGUCAACCUGACCGGCAAGUAUCUGGAGAACGAUGCCUCCAUCACCAUCAGCCAGCUAAACAUGGAUGACAAUGGGACCUAUGAAUGCCUCGUGAUGCUCGAUGGAGAUUUGACCGACAACCGACAAGCGAGGAUGGAGCUCCUGGUUCUGGUGCGACCCUCCAAACCAGAUUGCAGCAUUGAGGGGGAAACUAUAUAUGGGAACAACAUCCAGCUAAAAUGCCAGUCCAAAGAGGGAUCUCCAGCCCCCCAGUACAGCUGGAAGGCCUUUGACAUCCAGAACAAGCAACGGCCACUCUCAUCCCCAGCCACAGGCAUGACCCUGCUUCUGAAAAACAUUUCUGAUGAUACUUCUGGCUAUUACAUCUGUACCUCUGCCAAUGAGAUGGGGAUGGAGUUGUGCAAUAUCACCGUUGCUGUCCGGCUUCCCUCAAUGAACAUUGCCCUGUAUGCUGGGAUCGCGGGAGGUGUGGUUGCUGCCCUCAUCAUCAUCGGCAUCAUUGUGUACUGUUGCUGCUGUAAGGACAGCAAGGAAAAAGACAGUGAGAGGCCAAAUCAAAAGGACUAUCAGGAACCUCCGGAGCAGAUGAGAGAAAUACGAAGAAGGCAUGACGACGAGGAAGACAGGAAUCAGGACAGGCAGAGUUCUGGGCAGGACUCACCUACACCCAGCGGGCGGUGA